GAAUGGCCCUGGGCCCGCCGCAAGCGGUACAUGCGGCCCUGCCUGGCCAUGAACGGCACCACCGUGUACAACACCAGCUUCAUGAACAUCUGCGACGACGCGCGGCGCUGCGCGUACAAGCGGCCCGACCACGGCGACCUCAUCAGCAUGGGCGCCUCCAACGACGGCCUGUCGUGCUACGGCGCCAGCUACGAGCCCACCGAGGCCCACGUCAACAUCCGCCGCCCCGACCCCAGCAAGCCCGAGGACAACCUGCGCACCGGGGUCGGCGACGUCUCCGGCGCCACCAUCAACAAGAUGAGCUUCCCCGGCUGGCCCGGCGUGGCGCCGCCCAUGUCCAUCGCGCCGCCGCCCAGCAUCCUGGCCAUGCGCGGCCCCAUGGCCAGGGUGACGACCACGCGCCACGACUACACCGCCAAGGGCGCCGAGAAGCCCCCCAUCAUCGUGCCCGAGGGCGAGAUCAAGAUCUCCUGCAAGCCGCUGGAAGCCAACACCACGGCUCAGAUGUCGUUCCAAGAGCCGGACUACUCCAAGUUCGCGCCGUCGCAGUCGUACCGCCCGCGCCAGGAGUACCACCCCCCGGAGGGCGCGGUGACGGGGGACACGGUGUGCCGCAUGUCGUACAAGCCCGUGCCCCUGGCCCCCAAGGAGGACUACCCCUGGGCCGCCAAGAAGAAGUACGCGCCGCCUGACACGUCCAUGGAGGGCCAGACGGUGUACAACCAGAGGUCAGUGCGGAGCAGGCUACUGGAUUCGGAGUGGCGAUCGCAGUGCUUGAGAGAAGUAUUUGUCUCUAGCUUUAUGAACAUCUGUGACGACGCGCGGCGCUGCGCGUACAAGCGGCCCGACCACGGCGACCUCAUCAGCAUGGGCGCCUCCAACGACGGCCUGUCGUGCUACGGCGCCAGCUACGAGCCCACCGAGGCCCACGUCAACAUCCGCCGCCCCGACCCCAGCAAGCCCGAGGACAACCUGCGCACCGGGGUCGGCGACGUCUCCGGCGCCACCAUCAACAAGAUGAGCUUCCCCGGCUGGCCCGGCGUGGCGCCGCCCAUGUCCAUCGCGCCGCCGCCCAGCAUCCUGGCCAUGCGCGGCCCCAUGGCCAGGGUGACGACCACGCGCCACGACUACACCGCCAAGGGCGCCGAGAAGCCCCCCAUCAUCGUGCCCGAGGGCGAGAUCAAGAUCUCCUGCAAGCCGCUGGAAGACAAAACGACGGCCGGCAUGUCGUUCGUCGAACCGGACUUGUCGCGGUUCGAGCGCCAGAAGUCGUACGCGCCGGCCCGUCGCUACAACCCGUCGCAGGCGCCCUUCGACAGCACCACGGUGGCCCGGCUGUCCUUCACCGGCGAGCAGCCAGAGGGACCCCUCAUCAUCGCGUCCAGGAACCGGCCGCCCAUGCCGCCCCUGUCCGAGGAGGAGCGCGCCAAGGUUUGUUCACCUGUGCCGUCGCCGCCAUGCACGCCCAAGCCCACGUCACCCGGAGCGGCCAUGCAGCCCUGGGCUCCAGCACCCGUCGUCUGUCCUCCGAGGAGGGAGUUCGAAAUAUGUCGUCCGCAACAAGGAGCGGGGAUCCAGGGAGUACCAAAUGUCAAAGAUUUCUACAGUAAAUAAGAAGAUUCGAAAAAAAUUAUUUCAUUCGUGUAUUUGUGUACAGUUGAAAAUUAUCCUCCUUUCUCACAUUGAGCUCGAUUCUGCGCAAAACGGGACACAAUAUUCCGAAGCCUGUUUCACAGGUAAUUCCAAGGAAAAUAAAGCACUUCCCUCAACUCAA
This is a messenger RNA of Thrips palmi, 1774 nucleotides long. RefSeq lists its product as uncharacterized. Gene Ontology annotation, cellular component: cytoskeleton; sperm flagellum; centriole. The coding region runs from base 31 to 1614 and encodes 527 amino acids. Gene Ontology annotation, biological process: microtubule anchoring. The record is from RefSeq and is a predicted model, not a curated record. Gene Ontology annotation, molecular function: microtubule binding. The transcript has 8 exons. NCBI's taxonomy places the organism in Eukaryota, Metazoa, Arthropoda, Insecta, Thysanoptera, Thripidae.